AUGGCAAGUAGUUGUGGGAUGUUCUUGGAAAUCCUACUUGCAAUCUUGCUUCCUCCGUUGGGAGUCUUCUUCAGACAUGGUUGCUGUAGUUGUGAGUUCCUGCUUUGCGUGGUACUGACACUCUUAGGUUAUAUACCUGGGAUAAUCUACGCCAUCUAUGCAAUAGUUGUUCGCGAUUCAUAUCCGGACGAUGAGUGGCGUCCUCUCAAUGCCUAG
Camellia sinensis is the source of this 216-nucleotide messenger RNA. The record is from RefSeq and is a predicted model, not a curated record. Lineage: Eukaryota; Viridiplantae; Streptophyta; Magnoliopsida; Ericales; Theaceae.